Molecule: messenger RNA, 1131 nt
Organism: Peronospora matthiolae
Lineage: Eukaryota; Oomycota; Peronosporomycetes; Peronosporales; Peronosporaceae
Source: the annotation of a GenBank genome assembly
AUGCGAUGCGCGAGCAAGGCCGCCGAGAGCGCGUCUACACGUCUCUGUGCGGACGCCGAAGCAGAAACCACAGCAACUGAUGUCUCAUCGGUUGCUGAAGCGACCCAGCCUGUGUCACUUGGUGAUGCAGGCGCUGGUCAUGAAGACACUCGUGUCUUCACAGAGUACGAGCUCGGUGUCUCGUACUCUCCUGAUACGGAUGACGGAACCGUAUCGACGGCGAUUGAAUCUAAGCCGCCUGCCAAGCGUGGCAUGGACGAUGCUUUGCGUCGCAGCAUCUUUGAUUCAUCUAAUGAAUCAGAUGAACCAUCGCCGAAGCGUAGGCGCUCGAGGUCGCGAGACUCGGGCGCUAACAGUGGUGUCGGUUCUCCUAUGGACACCACUUUGCGACGAGGUGCCAGUACUUCUGUCGGCACGUCGCAGGAAGAGCGGGACCGCAAUGUGUUGCGUCUCGCUCCUGAGAAGAAGGCAUGGAUGCUUCCUAAAUAUGUCAUGGAUCAGUUGUCGGCGACGACGAGUGAUCGUUAUCGAACACGGUUGUUCGAUUCGUCAAGGAUCCAUCACCUUGACCCCAGCGCGAAAAACUAUCGCGCUGAACAUGAAUUCUUCAUCGAUGCUUUCUUUAGACAUCGAUGGUACAGUGGGAAUCACAAACGUGAUGGUCCCUCACUGCUUCAAGCGUGGAACGCCUACAUCCAUAACCUCGAGGAUGUAGGUCGUGACGCUUGGAACGACAAACUUAUCAAAGCUCGUGAUAAGUUUGAAAAGCGAACCCCCACAGGUGCACGCUACAAGCUGCAUCGUCUGUCAAGAGAGAAAGGAUUACCCUGCCUCUCUUGGGGAGACUCGUGCCCAUGUUGUGUGAACAACUCUGCACGAGCACCUAAGGAGGCUUACCUCCUUACCAUCCAGUGGUGGCGCGAUGUGCCGCGUCGUACUGCUCAACCAGACCCAGUACGUCGAUCAUCAGUUGGGAGCGGGGCUCCCAAGAAUCCCAGGACGGGGGAUAGCCGCGCCAUCGGACGAGAUAACUCGUCCGACGUCCGUUCACGUCGCGGUGGAUCAACAGCUGCUCAACUAGCUAGCGCUGGCCACCGCGAGAGUCCUCUAAUGGAGGUAGAGGCGGAGUAA